AUGAGUGGAACGAUGGUGUAUAAGUAUUUACCCUGUGCUUCCAUUGAGGAAGUACAAAAUGACGAAAUUUUACUCAAAGAAAAUCAUAACCGAUGGGUUAUGUUUCCUAUUGAGCAUGACACUUUCUGGAUAAUGUAUAAGGAGGUGGAGAAUAAUUUCUGGGCUGCUGAGGAUUUUAUAUUUUCUGAUGAUCUCAACUCACUCUUCAAAUUACCAAAACCCCUUUUCAACUCUCUUUUCCACCUCUUAUCCUUUCAUAUCAAUCUUGAUAACAAGUGGGUAUGUCGUCCAGUGGAUAUGACGUUGGAGUUACUGAGUGAGGUACAAAUAGCAGAGGCCAGGGCGUUUUACGGAUUUCAACUCACUGAUGAAAAUAUCCACACCGAAACCAUCGGUACCAUGUUCCAACUUCUCAAUCAACCACUUGAUAACACAAUUGGACAGGAUAAGAUAACGUGGCUCUAUAACGAGUGUGAGAAGAACAAAUGUUUCUUUAAACGUGUGUUACUCGUUGUUAUAUCUAAGUUAUUGUUCACGGCCACAUUUAAUAUUCUCCGUGACUACUUGGUGAAGGAGAAGUUAUUGCCUACGUUUACUUUGGCGUUGGAUGCUGUGAGUAAGGACAGGCAUAUCCACACCAGAUUUGCACACUGCACAUUCACACUACUGCAACAUAAAAUGCUCGAAUCGGACGUCGUACAACUAAUUAAAGAAGCGCUAAAAUUGGAAUACGAUUUCGCCAACAAAUUUCUACCACUCUCUCUCAUGGCCAUUACACAAAAUGUUCUCCGGGGUUACAUGGAGUGGGUGGGUAAUAAUGUGUUGAUGGUGUGUGGGUAUAGAACGUUGUACAGUUCAGACUUUGACGUGGAGUGGCUAAAUCAUCCCACGGUCGAUCUUAACAUCAGACAAGUAAUCAAAAAACAAAAAACCGAACACACCACCGAAAUCAAAUUCGACGAAGAUUUCUAA
This is a messenger RNA of Theileria parva strain Muguga, 972 nucleotides long. Its product is annotated as Ribonucleotide reductase small chain family protein. Gene Ontology annotation, biological process: deoxyribonucleotide biosynthetic process. Lineage: Eukaryota; Apicomplexa; Aconoidasida; Piroplasmida; Theileriidae. The record is from RefSeq and is a predicted model, not a curated record. Gene Ontology annotation, molecular function: oxidoreductase activity. The transcript is spliced from 6 exons. The coding region runs from base 1 to 972 and encodes 323 amino acids.